GCCGCCUCCUCCGCCGACACGUGAAAUCGCAGAAGACUGGCCAAGAUGUCCAAAGCCAAACAGAAACGCGCCAAACGCCUCGGCUUGGGGAAGUUUAAGAGUAAAGACGGACAGAAGGCAGAUGCCACAGGACGCUUGAAGGGUUCAGCCGUGCAAAAUGUCAAGGAGCAGAGAAAACCAGAAGAAAUUCGCAAGAAAAGGCUUCAGGAUCUCCAGGAAAAACAGAAGUUGUCCAGAGAACGAGAGCUGAUGAAGAGGAGGAAUUUACAAAGUUUUCAGAAUGACAUCUUACAGCGACAAAGAGAGUUUGAGCAGAGGGAGAUCGAGAUGCAGAGUCUGGAGAAGCACGUAAACUUUGAAAAUGAGAAUUCAAGGAAAGCUUAUUACAGAGAAUUUAAAAAGGUUGUGGAGGCCUCGGAUGUCAUUUUGGAAGUUUUGGACGCUCGUGACCCUCUGGGCUGCAGGUGUCCUCAGGUGGAGCAGGCAGUCAUCCAAAGUGGAACAAAUAAGAAGAUUGUUUUAGUUCUGAAUAAAAUUGAUUUGGUUGCAAAAGAAAUAGUGGAAAAGUGGAUCAGAUAUCUCCGAAAUGAGUUUCCCACUGUGGCUUUCAAAGCAUCAACUCAACAACAGACUAAAAACCUGAAACGCAGUAAUGUUCCGGUGACUCAAGCCACCACGGAGCUGCUCAGCAGCAGCGCCUGCAUCGGAGCCGACUGUCUGAUGAAGCUGCUGGGAAACUACUGCCGCAAUCUGGACAUAAAGACGGCCAUCACUGUGGGGGUCGUAGGUUUUCCUAACGUGGGAAAGAGCAGUUUGAUCAACAGCUUGAAACGCGCACGAGCGUGCAGUGUGGGGGCCACGCCCGGUGUGACCAAGUGUCUUCAGGAAGUACACCUGGACAAACACAUCAAGCUGCUGGACUGUCCCGGUAUCGUCAUGGCGACAUCCACGACCGACGCGGCAAUGAUCCUACGAAACUGUGUGAAAAUAGAACAGCUGGUCGAUCCACUGCCGCCUGUGGAGGCCAUCCUCCGGAGGUGCAACAAGGCACAGAUCAUGGAACACUACGGCGUCUCUGACUUCCAUACAGCUCUGGAGUUCUUGUCCCUGCUCGCGCGAAGACAAGGGAAACUACGGAAGGGGGGCCUGCCCGACACCGACAAGGCAGCCAAGGGCGUGUUAAUGGACUGGACAGGGGGAAGGAUCAGCUACUUCACGCACCCCCCAGAGACACACACCCUCCCCACACACGUCAGUGCUGAGAUCGUUUCAGAAAUGGGGAAAGCCUUCGACUGGGAUGAGCUGGAAAAAGGAAAUCAGGAGGUCCUUGCAGACUCUUCGUGUCCUGAUGUCCAGAUGGGAUUCUGCAUGGAAACCACAGGCAUGACACAAGGUGGUCUGGGUGAGCUGCACUGUGACCUUGACAUGGAAGCAGGCUCAGUGGAAGAGUCGACAUUCAAAGAAGAAGCUGAAUCUAUGGAGGACGAUCAGGAUCCAGAGUUUGGACCGAUGACAGUGGAGAUAAAGUCACAGAAAAAGGGCAAUUUGCCAUCAAAUGAUGCUGCACCGAAGGCCCCAAACCUGAAGGACAUCUUGGAUGUGGAUCCUCUCCAGCAGGGCCAGGCACUUCUGGCUGCCAGCAAGAAAAGGAAGAAGCAACAGAAAAGAGCUGACAAAAUCGCCACCAAGUUGUCAGACACACUUACUGCUGCAAUGGACUUUUCAUUUCUAUAGCUGAUACCUGGUUAUAAUAAAAAAAUACAACAAAGA
Messenger RNA from Salarias fasciatus (jewelled blenny), 1770 nucleotides. RefSeq names its product G protein nucleolar 3 like (gene gnl3l). The transcript has 15 exons. Bases 46 to 1734 code for a protein of 562 amino acids. Gene Ontology annotation, molecular function: GTP binding. Gene Ontology annotation, cellular component: nucleolus. The record is from RefSeq and is a predicted model, not a curated record. NCBI's taxonomy places the organism in Eukaryota, Metazoa, Chordata, Actinopteri, Blenniiformes, Blenniidae.